AUGGCUCGUGCUUAUACACGUUAUAACGACUCACGUAAUGAUGUGAGUUGUGACACGGCGUGGAGGAGGCCCUCGUGGCGGCGCUGGAGAGGGGCGGCGGCAGAGGCGCAAAGGGCUGCCAAGGAGGCGGCGGAGACGACGGAGAAGAAACUGGAGAGCUCGGUGGAGAAGAACAGCAUGGAGGUGGCUAAGGAGGAAGGCAACGUGAGACAACCAAAUGCUGGCAAUGGUCUUAAUUUGGAGGAGUACUCGUGGACUCAACAGUUGCCAGAGGUUAACAUCACCAUUCCUGUUCCUCAAGGAACAAAAUCAAGAUUUGUGGUCUUUGAUAUAAAGAAGAACCAUCUGAAGGUUGGCCUGAAGGGACAGCCACCUAUCGUUGAUGGCGAGCUAUAUAAGGCAGUUAAGGUUGAUGAUUGCUUCUGGAGCAUAGAGGAUGGAAACACUCUGUCCAUAUUUCUUACAAAGCACAACCAAAUGGAGUGGUGGAAAUCUGUGAUAAAGGGUGACCCUGAAGUUGAUACCCAAAAGGUGGAACCCGAGAACAGCAAACUCUCUGAUUUGGAUCCUGAAACUAGACAAACUGUGGAGAAGAUGAUGUUUGACCAGCGCCAGAAGCAUAUGGGCCUUCCCACAAGUGAUGAAAUGCAAAAGCAAGAAAUUCUUAAGAAGUUCAGGUCUCAGCACCCGGAGAUGGACUUCUCUACAGCGAAAAUAGCUUGAGUAUUUGUUCGCACAGUUGUUUCUACCCCAGUCUGCAUUAGGUUGUCUUUGAGUGUGUUAUUAGUAUGAUGAAACAUAAUUUCGAUCAGUUCUCUUGUAAUGAGCCAGAAAUAUUAUUUCGAACUGAUGCUGAUGCCUAUGCUGAUUUGUUGCGAGAGGAAGACACUGUUCAUUCACUGAAAAGUACUGCUGAAACAAUGCUGAUUU
Sorghum bicolor (sorghum) is the source of this 930-nucleotide messenger RNA. Its product is annotated as protein BOBBER 1. NCBI's taxonomy places the organism in Eukaryota, Viridiplantae, Streptophyta, Magnoliopsida, Poales, Poaceae. The record is from RefSeq and is a predicted model, not a curated record. The coding region runs from base 1 to 723 and encodes 240 amino acids. Gene Ontology annotation, biological process: protein folding. The transcript is spliced from 7 exons. Gene Ontology annotation, cellular component: cytoplasm.